CUAUACACAUAGAAGCCGGAGCCGAGGGGAAUGGUGUUUUGUUUCUUUUUUUCUUUUACUUUAAACCCAGAGUAUUUAUUCUUUAGUCACUAUAAUUUCUAUUCUUUAUUUGAUAGCUCUAAGUUUAGUCUCUCAUUUGGUCUUGAUUUAGCAAUUUACUGUUAGGUUGCCUCCCACGCCGUGCUGUUUUUGACAGUCGGGGUCGCGAUCAGAUAGCAACGGGCUAGCCAGCUAGCCUUAGCCAGCUCUCGAUACAAGAUCAUCAGCUGACCCGCACUCUAGUUUGCUAUCCCCGAGUCAAAGGAAGGAGACCCACCUCGGAAAUUCGCAUCUUCUGCUGUCAACUGAAUGAAAACGCACUGAAGAACGGACCUCUCCCGUUCCUGCGCCAUGUCGGAGGAGUGAGGAGGCGGAGACUGAGCGUUUCACCGGCAACCCCCUGCUGCUGCCCCCCCCCCCCCCCCCCCCCCGGAGAAGGAGCCUGCUAUGGAAUGCCCUCACCUCCCCUCCCCAGCCAGCUGCCCCAAGUAGGACCGCCCCGUGAUCCCGCCCCGCUCUGGGACCUGGCACUGCUCUCCUGAACUCAGCCAUAGGAGCGUUAUCUGGGUUGUGAACCCCCCCCUCCCCCUCCCCUAGUGCGAUGUCGCUGAGCUGUGGGCCGGACGUCCUGAAGGAGGGUCUGACCGACCCGGCAGCCUGCCGAGGCAAAGCUCCCAGCAAGGAGGGAGAGGGCAUGGAGGAGGAGCCCACCUCACUGGACCCCCAGCGACGGACGCAGAAUCAUGGCCACGGCAGGAAGAGGACCAAGUCCAACGCCAAGCAGAAGCUUGUCCGGAGUCUGGCAGUCUGCGAGGAGUCCUCAGGACCUUUCCCGUCCGACGGACUCCCUGAACCUCACACGCAGGACAUCAUCCAGCUGCACGUCAGCUGCCCCUCGGACAAGGAGGAGGAGAAGUCCUCCAAAGAUGAGUGUGAGAACGAGGAGAAGAACAAGGACAAGACCCCGCGGAAAAUGCUUUCUCGCGACUCCAGUCAGGAAUACACUGACUCCACUGGCAUCGACGUGCACGAGUUCUUGGUCAACACACUGAAAAACAAUCCCAGGGAUCGAAUGAUGCUGCUUAAACUGGAACAAGAUAUCCUGGAGUUCAUUAAUGACGACAAUAACCAGUAUAAGAAGUUCCCUCAGAUGACCUCGUACCAUCGUAUGCUGCUGCAUCGUGUAGCUGCCUACUUCGGCAUGGACCACAACGUGGACCAGACGGGCAAGGCAGUCAUCAUCAACAAGACUGGAAACACCCGCAUCCCGGAGCAGAGGUUCUCGGAGCACAUCAAGGAUGAGCGGAACGUGGACUUCCAGAAGAAGUUCAUCCUAAAGAGGGACGAUGCCAGCAUGGACAAAGAUGACAACCAGAUCCGCGUGCCUCUGCAGGAUGGGAGGCGCAGUAAGUCCAUCGAGGAGCGGGAGGAGGAGUACCAGCGGGUUCGAGACCGGAUCUUCGCCCGCGAAUCCUCUCAGAACGGCUACAUCAACGAUAACAGACUUUCCACCGACGGCUACUCCUCUAGCUCCCAAAAGCGGAGGCAGAUCUUUAGGGGUAACCGGGACAGUUCCAGCCGGGCAUCGAGCAGUCGGCAGAGCAGCACGGACAGCGAGAUGAAAUGUGUGGAGCCGCGGCCCUGGAGCAGCACGGACUCGGACAGCUCCAACCGCACGCUGCGGCCGCCCGUGACCAAGGCCAGCAGCUUCUCAGGCAUCUCCAUCCUGAGCCGGGGGGACAGCCUGGGCAGCAAGGGCUCUCUGGGCAGCGCCCGGGGCUCUCGAUCUGGUCUUCCUCUGGCAGUCCCAGACGCGUGUCCCCAGCCCCCUGCCCCCCCCCAGGCCGGCCGCAGCCUGCUGCCCUGCCCCCCCCAGCAGCCACCGCCCCCCCAGACUGCCCUGCUGCCCACCCCACCUCAGCACCCCAUGGGCAACCACAUGAUGAGCCAAACGGUGGCCUCUCCGCAGCCCGUGUCCUAUUCCAGCCCCUCCUGCCCCCAGGUCCUCCUGCCUGUCUCUCCUCCCCAGCAGUACAACAUGGCGGACGAGCUGGCCCCCCAGUUUGGCCAGAUGACGCUGAGCCGGCAGGGUUCGAGCGAGGCACCCGAGCCCCCCUCCAUGUAUCCCCCCCCCUCGGUGCACGCCCCCCAGACUGGCUACAUCAUGGCCCCCGGGGGGCAGCCCAUGCCCCCCCCGCCCUCCAGCUACCAGCCUGGCACGGGACACCCCCACCCCCACCCCCCACCUCCUCCCCCAGCACCGGCCCCGCCCGUCCUGCAAGCCCCGCCCCCUCCACAGGGCUACAUGCAGCCCCCGCAGCAGAUCCAGGUGUCGUACUACUCCCCAGGGCAGUAUGGGGGCUCAGGACAGCAGUACCGGCCCGUGUCUCACCAGAUGUCUUACUCUGCCCAGCGCUCUCAGCCUCUUCCCCAACCCACACCUCCGUCUGGCCUUCAGACGAUGAUGCCCAAUCAGCAGCCGGCAUACCAGGGCAUGAUGGGAGUGCAGCAGCCUGCCAACCCGGGGCUGCUUGGCUCCCAGCGCGGCGGGAUGGGGGGACAGAUGCAGAGCAUCAUGGUCCAGUACCCGCCCAUGCCCUCCUACCAGGUGCCAGUGGCUGGUGACACACAGCAGGUGGUGCAGCAGCAGUUCCAGCAGCCUGUCAUGGUGCCGGCCAGCCAGUCAGUGCAGGGCGGGCUGGCAGGCGGGGGCAUGCCCGUGUACUACAGCGUCCUCACCCCCCCCCAGCAGAACAGCACAAGCCCUUCGGUGGGAUACCUCCAGGCCCCCAGCUCUGAACAGUAUCAGAUGGCCCAGUCCCCCUCCCCCUGCAACCCCCAGCAAAUGCAGCAGCAAUAUUCAGGUGUGGCGCCCCCUGGCCCUGGGGUGAUGGUAAUGCAGCUGAGUGUUCCCAACGGGCCCCAGCCCACCCAGAACCCCCCCAUGGUGCAGUGGAACCCCUGUAAAUACUACAGCCUGGAGCAGAGAGCCAGCAAGCCUGGGGAGCUGUACAAGCCUGACUCCAGCCCUCAGGCCGGUACCCAGCUGGGCAGCCCCCUGGCCUCACCCACACAGUCCCCCACACCCUCUCCCUCCGGCAGCCUCAACAGCAUCUGCCCCGGCCUGGGCCCCCUGCCCCUCCUGCCGCAGUUUCCCCGGCCGGGCCCCGCACAGGGCGAUGGGCGGUACUCUCUCCUGGGACAGCCCCUCCAGUACAGUCUCUGUCCCCCACCCCUCAUGCACAGCCAAUCCUCCUACAGCUCCCAUCCGAGCCAAGGAGGAAUGAAGCCAGGGGCUCGAGGAAAGAGGCAAACACUGAAGUCCGCUUCUACAGAUCUGGGCACCACUGACAUGGUGGUGAGUCGGGUUCUGGAGGUGACGGACCUGCCCGAGGGCAUCUCCAGGCUGGAGGCUGAGAAACUCUUCAACCAGCUGUCGCUGUGCGGCGCCAAGAUCCAGUGGCUGAAGGACGUGGCGGGCGGGCGGGGCCCGGGCGGGCGGGGCCCGGGCGGGCGGGGCGAGGCGGGGGACCCUGCACACCUCUACACGGUGGUGGCCGUGUUCCCCAGCACCAUGGCGGCUCAGAGCGCUUCCUUCAAACUCAACAACAGCGGUGCUGGCCUCUUCAAACUCCGCGCCACUAACAAGAACUACGACCUGCGCGUGCUGGAGAGGGCCAGCUCCCAGUGAG
This is a messenger RNA of Conger conger (European conger), 3731 nucleotides long. Its product is annotated as R3H domain-containing protein 2. Gene Ontology annotation, molecular function: nucleic acid binding. Lineage: Eukaryota; Metazoa; Chordata; Actinopteri; Anguilliformes; Congridae. The record is from RefSeq and is a predicted model, not a curated record.